Molecule: messenger RNA, 4928 nt
Organism: Culex pipiens pallens (northern house mosquito)
Lineage: Eukaryota; Metazoa; Arthropoda; Insecta; Diptera; Culicidae
Exons: 4
Coding region: 97-4851 (1584 amino acids)
Biological process (GO): protein targeting; protein import
Cellular component (GO): membrane
Molecular function (GO): ATP binding; ABC-type protein transporter activity
Source: RefSeq, a predicted model, not a curated record
GUGGACGUAAUUUGUUUCGGAUGUGCGAGAGGCCCGUGAUUAUUCCGGAAUUUCCCAAAAUUUAAAACAAGUAAGUCCAUUCGCUUCGACCAGGAUAUGGCACCAAAUCUUGAUGCCCCCUCCAAGAAACCGGACGAGCAGAACCAUGGCGAUUCCGCCUUGGAAGCAAUCGCAUCGCUGUUUGAACCAGCCGCUGGCCAAGCCACCUCCUCGGAGGAAGACUUCGAGCUGCUGAGUAACGGUGAAUCGAUCGAGGUACUGGAGGCGGCACCCGAUGGGCUUGAUGCCCCGGCCGGAAGCUGUUCCGGUGGUCCGGAAGUGACUGUCAAAGACGAACAACUGGCUGAACCGAGCGAGGAGACUGAGAUCUUGCAGGAGUUGGAAACGCAGAAUGAUUUCGACAAGGAGGAGCGACGGCCUGCCGAGCCCGAUCAGAGUAUGGACGAUUCCAUCCUGGAGGCGUUGAUUGCGCUGUAUGUUGACGAGGACCAGCGAACGGAACUAGACACUUCCGAGGUGGUCAUUGCUAAAGUCUCUUCGGAGACGAAAGUUCCGGCCAUCGUCCACGAAGUACCGGAAAGCUUCACACGAACGCCCACCGGUGGAGUCCGAUUUGAGAGCUCCAACGGGCUGGAAUUUAUUUCGCUGGGACUAACGCUGCCGUUGAAGGUCAGCCAGCUGAAGUGUUCGGCACGAAUCUUCCACGACGGAAUGGAAAUCCGGCUGCACAACGAGGGUUGUCUCUUUCUCAUUGACGACAGCUUCAUGGCCAGGGUUGAGCUGAUGCACGCGGUUCCGGUGCUGAGUGCAGGCCACUUUGCCCAAGCGAAAACAGCACUCUUCCGGCAACUCCGCAUUGGCCAGAUCUUUGUGGAUGAGGUGAUGGCCUAUCGGGACCGCGAACGAACCCAACUGUUGGCCACGAUCAAUCACAUCCAAAAACGAGCAGCGACGGAUCCCGCCGACGCGAUGCAACUCUUUUCCGUCGUCCAAAAAUCGACCAACCUCAACUACAUUGACUUCAGUGAGCUGCUCUCAAACAACUCGGCCACGCCACCAAUCCUGAAGGAACAAGCCGUCAAACUACAUCGAAUCGAGGAAAUCACGGAACGCAGAAAUCGCUUCCUGGGGCACUUCCACGUCCGAUUUGCCAACCCGACUCACGAGCUCAAGGCCACACUGAAGGAGUUUUGCACCGCAGUUGUGGAGAAUCGCGCCAACUCGUUGCUGGACAUGGCUCCGCAUUGCCUUCGCGAGAAGCUGAAGGAUGUUCCCCAGCGGAGCAUUUUUCGGAUGCACGACAAAGACGUGAAAGUGUUUCACGAUCUGGAUCAGGUGCUGAACAGAGAAAUCUUUCAGAAACCGUUGGAAGAUCUUGCCGGGCGGUGGAUCCAUCGCGUGAAAACUUCGAAACCCAGCGAUGCGAUCGUUUCGGUCGUGAAUCCGAUCUAUUUCUCGCUAUGUCGAAGUCUGGAGGAGUUGAUUUUGGAGAUCGUCAGUAAAACCGACCACAAUCCGGAAGAGUUGCUGCUGAGCGAUCGCAACGGCUGGCAUGCGAUGAAGACCGCGAUCCGAUGGAAGUCGGAAACGAGUCUGACCAAGUGUCUUCAGCGGGAGUACUUCUUCGUGGUUCGAUUACUGAAGCAUUUCGAUCCGGCAUCGGACAAUCCGAAGCCGUUUGACUACAAGCCACGUCGGCUGCUGGGCGGCGCUGCCAGGGAAUCAAUGCUGGGCAGUUUGUUCCGACGACUGGUCGGUCAACCGAAGCAAAACCCGCUGGGAAUCGCGGACGAGUUCUACGUCUGGUUCUGCCUGCUUGACGACGUUCUUCACCACGUUCUGCCGGACGACGACCACGCUCUGGACAUAUUCGAGCAAAUCUUGCAGAACUUUGUUCAGCUGCUCAGCGUGGCCACGUUCGAGCAAAUGGAGAUGAUUCGGGUCAUCACGCACAGCAUUGGGCGGUUCAUCGUGCAGAUUUUCCUCUUCGUCAGCUCGGACAAGGCGCAAUCCUACGAGGACAAGCAAAUCCUGCAGGCCCAACUGGAUGCCAUUAACCGGACGAUGGUGGGGGCGGACUCGACGAAGUUUUUCCGCGAUCUGAUCGACGUUUUCAGCAGUUACUGGAAGAAUCGCUGCGGCAUCAUCGAGAACAUUCCGUCGAAGAAUGCCCUCGGGGAGAUGGAACAGAUAAAGAAGACGCUGCUGGCGAUUGUGGUUGUUGCCUUGCGGAAGAACGUCGGCGCUGAGCACGUGAUCAGCCUGUUCCGGUGCUUGAACGACUUUAUCGUUGAUUUGGACGACGUGUGCUUUGAUUGGUUGAUCAAAUCCUUGCCGGAAAAGCCGAUGAAAGCCCUAAUUACGAUGGAAUUUAUUGAACCUGUAGACAACAAGUGGAACGGUACUGAAAACCAGGUGUACCGCGUUGUCAAGCCUGUCGAAUUCCAGCAGAUUGCUCCUGUUCUGCUAGCAGGUAAAGCUGGUCCAAAGCACUGCGUCAUCGAGGUGAUCUCCACGCUGCUUGGCUGCAUACAUACUCAGCUUGAACGCGAACGCUGGACGUCCAACAAAUGCCUAUCUCCGUCGGACCAGAUCGUGUCCAGCAGCGUCCUAAUUUCGUCGAUCCGAAGCACGCUGAUCUAUCUACGCGAGCAGGAAGAAUACGUUUCGUUCGACAUGUUCGUAGAAGAAAGGAUCAACCCGUUCUGCAAGGUCGUAGAGACCUGUCCAUCGCUGAGUGACUUUGUCAAACGAGUCGGAAUGAUCAAGGAGUCGUUCUGUUACAUGCGAAAGCAGAACGAAAUGAGCGUCGCUGAGGCGUUGAGGAUGUACUGCGAGCAGAACGACGAGGGCGGGUUCAACGCAGAACAACUCCAGCAAGCGUACGAGCAGUACAGUGACCAGUUUGAGACGUACAUGGCAGAAACGGUUCCGGAGGAGGAUUUUAAAGCUAAGGUUGCCGUUCUGACCAAGCCAUUGCUGGAGUCUGUCCAGCCGAUUCUGUUCAAAGAGUGGAGCGUCGAGUUCAAACGGACGGAGAUGCCGAAGAUCCUGGCUGGAGUGGCCGCCGUGUGGUCCACCAUGGUGUCUGCGGAUGUGUCCAGCACUGGAAAGUACUUCAAACCUCACUGCAUCCAGAUUUUGUGCGUGCUGAGGCUGCUCGGAGCGGAUAGCGGAGAGAAGGGCGUGUCCAAGCACCUGGCGCAGGUUCUCACCGGUCAAGGAAAGUCGCUGGUCCUGGCCCUGAUCGCGGCGGUCUUGGCUCUGACGGGUCAUCAGGUGCAGCUGGUCUGUUACAACGACUACUUGGUGAAACGGGAUGCUAAGGAUUUUGUUGACUUGUACGACAUCUUGGAGAUUGAAGAUGCUGUUAAGUACAACACAUAUCGUGAAAUGGCCAACGCAAUGAUAGCUCCGGAGGUCAAUGGUAACAGGAUGGGCCUUCGAAAGUUUGUAAAUGACUUAUUACUACCGGAACCAGGAAAUAAGCGACCGGAGAAACCCAAAGCGCAAGUACAGGACAACUCAAUUCUUCUUAUGGACGAAGUGGACGUCUUCUUCACCAAGGAAUACUACGGAACGGAAUACUGGCCUAUCACUACUCCUAUUAUACCUGGUUUGGAUCACAUUCAGGAGCGAAUCUGGAUGUUGGUACACAAACUUGGCUUGCGUGAUGUUCAGCAAGUGACGCUGCACAUCAACGAAUUCAUUUCCUCGCACUCUUUUGGACGGAGACUAGACUUUGAAAAAUUUCUGAACAACGAAAAAUCUUACGAGUUGGUUGUCUGCAUUGGAGAAAACUACAUUCGAAAGCAGUUUACCAACAAAAGUUUGUUUAGUGUUCAUCUGAAGGAGAUGAUCGAAAAUGCCGUUGCGGUCAAUAGCGUUGCAUCUGAGCACAGAUAUUACAAGUUGGACGCCUACGGCUGUAUCGCUUACAGAGACAAAGAACGUUUCGUGACAUGGACCAUACCAAGAUAUAUGUCAGUGUUCAACUAUUUAAGAUUGAAACAACACAAUUUUCAAGUUGAAGUGGAUUUUGUGAAAAACUAUGGCUACUUAAACGUUAGGUGCGGUUCUCUGUCCUACGCCAUGCUGCCGAAGGCCUACCCGCUCAUCCUGGGGGUUACGGGAACGUUGACCUCGCUGAACCAGUACGAAAAAGCGGCCAUCGAUCGUCUGUACAACAUCAACCGAUCCUCGAUCAUGCCGUCCUUCUUCGGGUGCUCAAAUCUCGCAUUCAACCCCGCACAGAACUUCACCCACCUGGCCACCAAGCCACUUUGGAUGGGCAAAAUCUUCACCCAAGCCCACGCCGCAGUCGGAGCGAAUCGUGCCGCCAUCAUCUUCUUCUACGACGACACGCUGCUUUUGGAGUUUCGCGCUCAGUACUGUGGCCAGUUCGAUCGUCUGCAGGUCCUCACCGAGAACACCGACGAAGGCAAGCAUGAGCAUUUGAUCAGCGAAGCGGGAGUCGCCAAAACGGUGACGCUGGCCACGCGAGGAAUGGGCCGUGGCGUGGACUACAAGUCGAGCGUUGCGGUGGAGAAGAACGGCGGCGUGCACGUGAUCCAGAGCUUCUUUUCGCUGGACGUGAAGGAGGAAACGCAGAUCCGGGGAAGAACCGCCCGGAAGGACAACAGGGGAAGCUACGAGCUGAUUGUUCUCGAUGAAAAUUUGAAAACUCAACAGCUGAUCGAGGCAGGAGAACAGGAGGUGACGUACGCGGGACUGGAUGUGGCUCGUACGAAGAUCGCGCUGAUGGAGAACAAGGACAUUGAGGUAUCGAUCGAGAAGAACACCAACGAUCAUAUGACUACGCUGGCCUACUUGCAGUCGUUCUUCAAGUGAUGUAGUUGAAGCUGUACAAACAGGUACGUUCGAACGAAUAAAGUUAAGCGGAUUUCCCCUUCCUAGCCUUCACGAGU